Harpegnathos saltator (Jerdon's jumping ant) is the source of this 804-nucleotide messenger RNA. RefSeq lists its product as uncharacterized. NCBI's taxonomy places the organism in Eukaryota, Metazoa, Arthropoda, Insecta, Hymenoptera, Formicidae. The transcript has a single exon. The record is from RefSeq and is a predicted model, not a curated record. Bases 1 to 804 code for a protein of 267 amino acids.
AUGCCUAACAUCGGGGGGCCGGACAUGAAGGCGCAUCGUCUCCACGCGAGAAUUAUCAACUCAGUAGCGUUGUACGGUGCGCCAGUCUGGGCAGAGACCCUAGCUGCCAGCCGUCCGCUCUGCGCGAUAAAGCGCAGGGCACAAGGGACGGUGGCGGUCAGGGCCAUAAGGGCGUACCGUACGAUAUCCCAUGUGGUGGCGACGGCCCUGGCGGACAUGCCUCCUCUGGAGCUCCUCGCACUGAUGUACAGGCAUAUGUACGAUAAGAAAAAGCAGCUCCAGAGGAAUCUCAGGGAUGAUGAAUCGCACGCUGGGGCGCUGAAGCGCUCUAGGCACCAAAGCCGACUGCUUCUUCUCCAGCGAUGGGACAGACGCUUGGCUACCGCCAAGUAUGGGAGAAGGAGCGUAAAGGCCGUCCAGCCCUGCCUAGCCGAGUGGAUAGGCAGGGAGUCAGGAACCCUGACAUUCAGAGUGACACAGUUGCUCACCGGGCAUGGCUGCUUUGGUGAGUACCUGUGUCGCAUCGGAAAGGAACGCACGACGCAGUGUCAUCAUUGCGGAGCUGACCACGACUCCGCGCAGCAUACCCUUCAGGACUGUCCCGCAUGGGCAGCCGAGCGUGGGGUCGUGAUCAGAGAGGUGGGCCCCGAACUCUCGCUCCCCAAUAUCGUUAGCAAAAUGCUGCAGAGCGAGAGAAAAUUGGACACAUUCACAGAAUUUUGCGAGACGGUGAUGAAGGAGAAAGAGGAAGCCGAGGAAAUACGGCAACAAGCGGAAGGAAGGGAGAGGACACAAAGAAGGUGA